Messenger RNA from Arachis duranensis, 1005 nucleotides. Its product is annotated as zinc finger BED domain-containing protein RICESLEEPER 2-like. The transcript has a single exon. The record is from RefSeq and is a predicted model, not a curated record. Gene Ontology annotation, molecular function: DNA binding. The coding region runs from base 1 to 1005 and encodes 334 amino acids. NCBI's taxonomy places the organism in Eukaryota, Viridiplantae, Streptophyta, Magnoliopsida, Fabales, Fabaceae.
AUGGAUGAUGAGAUUAUUUCUGAGACUCCUGUUCAAGCUUCUGGUAGUGUUGAUUCUGGUAAAAAAUCUAAUGUUUGGAGAUUUUUUAAGAAGAUUAAAAAAGACAGAGAUGGUAUUGAAAAGGCUGAAUGCAAUUUUUGUCAUCAUGAAUACAAAAUUGAAAAAAAUCCGAAAACUAAGAAUGCUUACGGGACUUCUCAUCUAAGUCGUCAUAUAGUUUCUUGUAAAUCUAUACCCCUCAAUAUUAGAUUUGAUGAUGAUAUAGAGGGUCUGCCAACUAAAAUUGAUCAGAAUGUUCAUAGAAAAAAACUCGCUCAGGCUAUAGCAAAACAUGAUUUUGCAUUUAGCUUUGUUGAAUAUGAGAGUAUUAGAGAUUGGAUUAAUUACAUUAGUCCAACGAUUAUAAUGCCUUCUAGAAACACUUUAGUUUCAGAUCUUCAAAUGAUUUAUUCAACAGAGAAAGAGAAAUUGAGACAGAAGAUGUCUAGGAUACCUAAUAGAAUUUGUUUGACAUCUGAUGUAUGGACAGCAUCUACCACUGAAGGAUAUAUUUGUCUAACAGCUCAUUUUGUUGAUGAGAAUUGGCGACUAGUGAGUAAGAUUUUGAAUUUUUGUCGAAUGAUUACUCCCCAUACCGGAACCAAUAUGGAAGCAGUCUUAUUUAACUCUUUGAAGCAAUGGGGUAUUGAUAAGAAAGUAUUCUCUAUUACUUUAGAUAAUGCUUCUGCAAAUGACAACAUGCAAAACAUCUUAAAAACUCAUCUAUGUAAGAAGAAUAGUUUGCUUUGCGAUGGAGAAUAUUUUCAUGUGCGUUGUUUCGCUCACAUUUUAAAUUUGAUUGUACAAGAAGGGUUAAAGAUGGCUGCUGGAGCUUUAUUUAAAAUCAGAGAGAGUGUGAAAUAUGUGAAAGCUUCUGAUGGGAGAAAAAUGAAAUUCAAAGAUUGUGUGCAGCAAACAGAAAUUGAAGAAGGUGUUAGUCCAAAAUUAGAUGUUCCAACUCGAUGA